GGUUGGUUACGCGCCUGCGCUGCUGAACAGUACCCGGAUGAUAUAGUUUGUGUGUGACGUAAACAAGAUGGCGGCGGUGCUUAUCUCAUUAAUCCACACGCACCGAUCGCAGAAAUGAAAAAGAGUCCUUUAUAUUCCACGCAGCUUAUUUUCAACACGGAUUAUAUUCAUAUCUGGCUAUUCUUCUGAUUCCCCCGAUUGUUGUUGUGGUCGGAAGGACCACGCUUUGAAGACAAUUUAAUAUAAACAUGUCUGCCAAAGUGGACACCGUGGAGAGAAGUGAGUCAAGUACAAAAAGCAGACGUAGUUCUCACAGCAGAGGAAGGGAAAACGAAAACCGGAAACGAGCAAGAAGCCGAAGCAGAUCGUCCUCCUCAUCUUCCAGUUCUUCAUCGUCGUCCUCCUCAUCAUCUUCUUCUUCUUCUUCACGGACUUCAUCCAGCAGUUCAUCAUCACGUAGUAACUCCAGCUCUGAUAGCUCAGAUUCUUGCAAAAAACAAAGAAAGUCUUCAAAGAAAAGGAAAGAGAGACCUGGAAAAAAGAAAGGAAAGAAAGAGAAGACACGUAAGCGGAAGAAGGAAAGGGGACACAAAGGGCAAGACGACAGCUCUGGACCUGUUCAAAUUUCAAAGUAUCUUAAGGAAAAGAAGAAAUCAGGCAAAUACAGUAUGAUUUCAGGGAAAAAGAUCAAAAUGAAAGUGAAAAAAUCUAAGAAGGACAAGCAGAGGGACAAAAACCGAGCCGAACUGCUGGAGUUCUUAAACUCCACUUUCUGAUUCAGUCCAGACCUGGAACUGCAGAAACAGACAAACUUCAUUUUUUUUUUUUUUUUUUUUUUUUUCAUCGCCUGACCACCACUCAGGGAAAGACCAUUUUCAACUAUUAAUGUUGUUGCCUGAUGUUAUACGUUGACAAUUCCUUACCAUAAACUCCAUGUGGAUGGUUGUUGUCCUCUUUUUUUUUUUUUUUUUUUAUCCAGACUGUGUCCUGAAAUACUUAUAUUUUAUGUCUAAUUAACUCUACCUUCUGAGAACUGUAGCAUGGCUGUAACAUUGUUACGUUACUGAAAUUGUAAAAAAUAAUUAUUCUUGUAUUCUCAUUUUUAAAUUCAAACCUCAAGUACAUAACAGAAUCAGUCCAGAUUUCUUAGGAUUUUUUCAGAAAGAUUUAAAUCGUUUAUGAACAGUUUGUGCUGGUUUACCAGGGAGAAGGUUGUGUAUAUAUA
Messenger RNA from Sinocyclocheilus grahami, 1225 nucleotides. Its product is annotated as pinin-like. The transcript has 7 exons. The record is from RefSeq and is a predicted model, not a curated record. Bases 249 to 776 code for a protein of 175 amino acids. NCBI's taxonomy places the organism in Eukaryota, Metazoa, Chordata, Actinopteri, Cypriniformes, Cyprinidae.